AUGAUAAAUAUUUAUAAACCAAUUCGAAAAACCCACCCUAUUUUAAAAAUUAUUAAUAAUUCAUUAAUUGAUCUACCAUCACCAUCUAAUAUUUCUAUUUGAUGAAAUUUUGGAUCUUUAUUAGCUCUAUGUUUAGCAAUUCAAAUUUUAACAGGACUAUUUUUAACAAUAUAUUAUACAGCUAAUAUUGAAUUAGCUUUUUAUAGAGUAAAUUAUAUUUGUCGAAAUGUUAAUUAUGGAUGAUUAAUUCGAACUUUACAUGCUAAUGGAGCUUCAUUUUUUUUCAUUUGCAUUUAUUUACAUAUUGGUCGAGGUAUUUAUUAUGAAUCAUUUAAUUUAAAAUAUACAUGAAUAGUAGGAAUUAUUAUUUUAUUUUUACUAAUAGCAACAGCCUUUAUAGGAUAUGUUUUACCUUGGGGACAAAUAUCAUUUUGAGGAGCAACUGUUAUUACUAAUCUUUUAUCAGCUAUUCCAUAUUUAGGUACUAUAUUAGUAAAUUGAAUUUGAGGAGGAUUUGCAAUUGAUAAUGCAACUUUAACACGAUUUUAUACUUUUCAUUUUAUUUUACCAUUUAUUAUUGCUAUAAUAACUAUAAUUCAUUUAUUAUUUCUUCAUCAAACAGGAUCUAAUAAUCCUUUAGGAAUUAACAGAAAUCUAGAUAAAAUCCCUUUUCAUCCAUUUUUUUCAUUCAAAGAUCUUUUAGGAGUUAUUAUUUUAUUAUUUUUCUUAAUUAUAUUAACCUUAACAAAUCCUUAUCUUUUAGGUGAUCCAGAUAAUUUUAUCCCAGCAAAUCCUUUAGUUACUCCAGUUCAUAUUCAACCAGAGUGAUAUUUUUUAUUUGCAUAUGCUAUUUUACGAUCAAUUCCUAAUAAACUAGGAGGAGUAAUUGCUUUAAUAAUAUCUAUUUUAAUUUUAAUUAUUUUACCUUUAACUUUCAAUAAAAAAAUCCAAGGUAUCCAAUUUUAUCCUAUUAAUCAAAUUAUAUUUUGAAUUAUAAUUACAACAAUUAUUUUAUUAACUUGAAUUGGAGCACGACCAGUUGAAGAUCCAUAUGUUAUAACAGGUCAAAUUUUAACAUUAAUCUAUUUCUCUUAUUAUAUUAUUAAUCCAUUAAUUAGUAAAUAUUGAGAUAAAUUAAUUUUUAAUUAA
Messenger RNA from Pectinophora gossypiella (pink bollworm), 1149 nucleotides. Lineage: Eukaryota; Metazoa; Arthropoda; Insecta; Lepidoptera; Gelechiidae. The record is from the annotation of a RefSeq genome assembly.